AGCGCUGGUCAGUAACUGUGGCCAGGAACGGACGCUUGGGAAGGAAUCCCAAAACUUUCCCCCAAGUGUUUACCUCACACUUUCACGUCGUUUCCAGUUCGUACGGUGUUAAAACUACGUGUGCUACAAGUGACGCUCGACGAUGAAGUGGAUAUUACCGAGGAGGGCCUGGAGAAAGGAAACAUGAGAGGGGAGGAAAACUUGUGGAAUGAUGCCUGAGCGACUGCAUGCCUCCCUACAAAGUUCAGCUAAGGCUUCCAGUGUUCCUUUUUACUACUCUGCAGUUACAUCCAGUACGACACAGCGCUCCUGGCAUCACCCAAAACCAAAGGGAAGAGUCACACAAUGAAGGUGACGGUGACAUUUGGGCAGACGGGUGUGGUGGUACCUUGUAAAGAGGGAUGGACUGUGAGGGACCUCAUCCAACAAGCCACUCAGAGAUACAGAAAACUGCUGGAACAGGAAGGGGAAUUUGUGGUUCGGACACACCAUGUUGAAUACUGCGAUGGGGGGAUUCUGGACCCUGAUGAUACACUUAGUGAUCUUGUGGAGGACAAGGACAAGCUGAUGGCUGUGUAUGAGGAACAGGAAGCCCAGGAGAGGGAUGCAGCCAACACAAGCCCUGCGCCCAGCCAUGAUCGCUACCAGCCCGAGCUGUCGGUCUUCCAGCCAAUCCCGGGAGGAGAGAUAGAAGUCAAUUCGUCAGCUCUCAAGUCAAACACCCCCCUGCUGGUGAGAAGCAGCAGUGAUUCAGCUCUCGGUGCUCAGUCAGCAGAGCUUGAACCUUCCCGCCAUGAAGAUGCCUCUGUGAUGACAGCAAGUACUACUGUUGCGAGACCCCAAGUCAAAUAUGCUUUCAAUGAGAGCCUGACAAGAACUGUGGAGAUCCUUGGAGGGGACAGUCCUUUGGGAAUCCAUGUGGUUCCCUAUUGCUCAUCUCUCAGUGGAAGGUCUCUUGGUUUGUUUAUUCGUGAAGUGGAGGAAGAGAGUCGCUCGAGUAAGGAGGGUUUGUUCCUGGAGGAUGAGUGCAUCGUCAAGAUCAACAGCACUGACCUCAUGGACAAGACUUUUAGCCAAGCCCAAGAAAUCUUCAGGCAGGCAAUGCACUCGUCCGUCGUCUCUUUGGAAGUACUUCCCUCAUCCAACAGAGAACGCUUUGAGAAAAGUCUGAUAGGUCAUCUUUUUAGCAACAAUGCCGGUCCUGACAGCAGUCCCCGGAUUCCCAAAACCAAAGAACCACCUCCGCUUGUCAAAGCCAAACCUGUAUUCAAGCCUCCUGAGAGUGCUGUCAUGAGUGUGGCAGAGGACGCUGGCUCUCUGGAAGCUGCUCGAUCCAAAGGGGGAAGUGAGGUGUCGCUUUCUGAAAAAAGCCCUGCCCUGUCCAGCCUGAUGGCCAAUAAGAAAGGAGGACGGAAAUUGAGAAUUGACCUUAAGAAAGGUUUGGAGGGGCUUGGAUUUACAGUGGUCACCAGAGAUUCGUCAGUUCACGGUCCUGGUCCAAUUCUUAUCAAAAACAUUCUGCCACGUGGGGCCGCUGUCAAAGAUGGGCGCUUGCAAUCAGGAGACCGCAUAUUAGAGGUAAAUGGCGUGGACGUAACAGGUGUCGGUCAGGAGGAACUGGUGUCCAUGCUGCGCAGCACACGGCACGGAGAGAGUGUGUGUCUUGUGGUUCUACGACAAGAAGACAUGUUUCUGCCCCGCGAGAUGAAAGAUGAGGGCUCUCGUGACCCUGGCUUAAUUUUGGAGAAUGGAAAGGAGCAGCUCAUGUUCGAGGUGCCCCUCAAUGACUCUGGCUCAGCAGGGCUUGGUGUAAGCCUCAAAGGAAACAAGUCCAGGGAGACCGGAGAGGACUUGGGAAUUUUCAUCAAAUCCAUUAUACAUGGAGGGGCUGCUUACAAGGAUGGACGUCUGCACAUCAAUGACCAGCUUGUCGCUGUAAAUGGAGAGUCUCUGCUCGGUCGCUCCAAUCAUGUGGCCAUGGAGACACUCCGUCGAUCCAUGUCACAUGAGGGAAAUUUAAGAGGGACCAUCCAACUUGUGGUGAUGAGAGUUCUGAAGGAUCAACACAGCCUGUCAUCAAAUUGCUCAUUUGACAACUCCCCGAUCUUGUCUGGUUUGAUGAACCAAGUGAAUGGCCCUGCAGGAAUAGUUUAUAAGACUAACAGUCAAAAGAACGGCACACUCCACACAUCUGAUGGGUCAUAUGCAGGUAAUUCUCAUAUGGAUGACGAGGCAGAGCAAAAUGGACAUGGAACAGAAUCAAGAAGCUCUGCUCAGCAACGCUUCUACCUACAGGAAAGGGAAAUGUCUCCGUCUCAGUACGACAUCCAGCAGCAGUUCCAGCAUGUAAAGGCCUCCAAGAGCAUAGACUUAGGCAUCACUCCAAACCAGACACACACUGUUGCAGAUGAGAGCCAUAUCGGAUCCCUGGUUGAAAACACCGCAGCUCCACCAACCCCUGUUGGACUCGGUCCGACUCUCGGCUUAAAAAAAUCUUGCUCACUGGAGAGUCUGCAGACUGCUAUGUCUGAGGUCAACAGAAAGAAUGAACUUCUACCCUUCCACCGCCCUCGUCCAAAUAUGGCGAGAGGAAGAGGUUGCAACGAGAGCUUCAGGGCAGCAAUUGAUAAGUCCUACGAUGGGCCACCUGAAGAUGAUGAUGAUGCAUCGGAGCAGAGUUCAGGAAGGGAAACGCCAGCAAGCAACUCUUCGCGCCAAGGGGUAGGGAACCCAGGGGAGGAGAAAACCAAAGCGGAGAAGAAAAAAAAGGUGAAAACCAAGAAGAAAGAAAAGCACAGAGGCAAAGGAAAAGACAAAGAGAAGAAAAAAGCAGAGGAGUCUGAGGAGACUGAAAAGAAGUCUAAGAAAAUAGGCUUUGGCCUGCUGAGAUUUGGAAAGAAAAAAGAGGACAAGAAGGAAGCCAAGGCAGCUUUGCACCGUCAGAAGUCAGACACUCUGACUGACCUGGAAUUUGAGAGGAUGAAAGACGAGCGUGAGAGAAUUGAGGCCGGACAUCCAGAUCUGCAUGAGCACCACUCCAAAGACCAACAAGUUGCAGGUGGUGGAGCCAUAUAUGAAAAUGUUGAGGAUGAUGACACAGAUCCCAAUUAUGCCCGAAUACAAUCCUUUAAGGACCGAAAUAUGGUUUCACCAGCACAGCCACAGCUUCAAUCCUCUCCACAUAAUACAGUUCAGCAUAGCUAUGUCAGGACCCCUUCUCCCCAAGGCCCAUCAACCUUUUCUGGGCAAGCCAAUCGUAGUUGUGACCCAGGAGCCAUACCUGAAGACCCGUUUGAUAGGCUUUAUGCAAAGGUCAACAAACCAAAGGCAGCUGGGACUACCACAGCUCCUGUGUGUGCAACUUUCAAUGACAGCAAUAUGGACCGAAUCCAACAGCUAAGAAAAGAAUACCAGCAGGCAAAGAGAGAGGGAAUGGUACCCCCAUAUGAAGAGGUGGAUCCUCGACGUCUAGGGAAUGAAAAGGAAAGGAUUCCAGGCAGAGGGAAAGAUCAUCGAAUGGCGCCACAAUAUGAAGAGGUGGAGCGUCAGUAUGCCUCCCUACCAAGACGAGGUCCAUUGGAUCCAGCUGAGUACACCAUGCAUCCCUGGUCAAGUCAUUACAUUGGUGCUCCCCAGGCUCCGCAAGGUUACCACAAGACCCCGUCCUACCUUAACCCCAACUCGCAGUCCCCUCCAUCAUUCUCCAACUACCCCCCAAGCCAACCAUACUCACGGCCAGGGGACCCUCGGGGAGUUGACUCUGGUUUUUACUCCCACCCAAGCUCCCAGCAGAGAGGACCCUUGCGGCAGGAUGUGCCCCCAUCACCCACCCCGCCGCUUCGGGGACUGCGGUACGACACGAUGACCCGUGGAACUACUGGUGGAGGAGGUUACAGGCACCUUGUGGAUCCCAGUCCAGAACAGUAUGGCUACACUGGGGACAGUGGACGACAGCAACAGCAACACCAAGCCAAUCCAAGACAGAAGAAUGCCAUGACUGCAGCUGUGUAGAUUCAGAUCCAGAGAGGAAAAUCUGAAAAUACGAAUAGUCUUUUAAUAGGAUGUUGCAUUCAGUGCUUCAAUGACAAACGGAAAUCAAACCUUGUAGUGGUGGAAUUCAGAUAUCUGUCACUAUCAAACACAAUCUGCUGUUUGAAGUACAGGGUCAAGCUAAACAAAGGAGGUUAAUUUUAGAUCGUCAUGCACAAUAUCCUGUUGUUUGAAGUCAUGUUAAUUGCCUCCCAAAACACAACUACACACACGAACUGUGACUUUACCGUAGAAUCAUGUCUGCUCUCAUAGGAGGGAAAUAGCAGUCAGUCUGCUGGUUGGACCACUAUUUUGCUCACAAAUGAACCCCAUUACUGUUUCCUCAUGGACCAUCAUCAGGAUCAGGAUUUAUGGAGUCCACUUUGCGACCAAAUACUAUGACACAUUCCGAUCCGUAUCCGUAUCCGUAUAAAUGCAUAUACUAGCAUAACAAAGUCUGGAACUUUCCUUCUGCACUUAUGAAUGAUUGAAAUGGUAUCAAUUAUAACAUUGUGCCACAUUUGAAUCAAAGUUAUAACCACUUCAUUUAAUGUGAAGAUGCAAUAAUUAGUUCAUUUAGAUUUUGUUUGUCUUUGAUUUUAUCUACAUGAAUGUACAAAAACUUUGUCACUCCACGUAACAUAUAGUCACACACGAACUGAGCUAGCUCCAAUAUUUGUCUUUUUAAAGACGAAUUAAUGAUAAAGGACACACCACUGUUGUAAACAGGCCAAAAUCACUGCACAUUAACAAUUGCGUUGUGUUUACAAAUACGAUAACAUGACAUUGAAUGAAUUAGUCCAUUUUAUGGCCAAUUUAAAGAGCACACACACCAAAGUAAGAUUGUUUCAUAAUAUUUAAAAAAUUCACCCGAAUGUCUGAUAUCAGUGUCUAAACAAGACAGAGAGAGACAAAGUACAAAGUAUGAAUCAGGAAAUAAAAUAACUGGAAACUUUUUUUAUUUUAGCCAUAUCAGUAGAGAUCCUCCUGGCAUCUCGGGCCUGGUGGUGUGUUCAAGUGCAUGCUGUAGUAUGCUGGAGAGUCCACUUAGUGUUGGCACACCAUUUAGCCACUUGCUGAAAAGUCACUUCACAGAACUAAGCGUUCGAACCUCUGGUCAACAUUUCUGUUUCCUAGUUUAGCAGUAUUUUAACAUCAGUGGGUAUUACAUGUACAAAAUAACAUUUCAGUAUCAGCUAAAUUGCUUUUGAUGAAACUCCACUGUAGCAUUUCAUUACAGCAUUUCACUGUCAAUUUUGGCCUAACAAAAAGGGUACGAAUGAAUCGAGGGCUAAGACAUGAAAUAGUAGUACUGAAAUGAGGUAAGUACUGUAUAUGCAGGAGGAGGAAGAAUAUAGUAGAUAGAAGAUGCAGUACAAGAAUCAUGAAUGCGGCCCAGAAGGGUUUGAGUGAGAGGUUGGCGUAAAACAUGCAAAAGUAGCUCUGCAGUGGGAGGAAUAAUAUACUUUUAGUGCCAAGGUUAAUCAUAGUUCCCCUCACUACAGGUAUUACUGAAAAAGGUAUUGCAGUAUGACAGUGAGAGUGUAUGAGUGUGAGAGAAAAUGAUCCAAUGGCAGAGCACAGAAGAGGAGCGCCACUUUCCUGAGAUUUGAAUUUUACAUGGAAUCGCUUUACUAUCAUUAUUACAAGUCUGUGUUUAGUACAAAUGUUCACGUACAAGGUGUGUCAGAAAGUUCUAGUAUGGAUGUCACAAAAAAAUAUACAGUGGUGCCUUCAUAUACAAAUUUAAUUCCUUCCAUGACCACACUUCAUCUUUUACCAUUGACAUGAAUUAAAAUGCCAAUAAUCCAUUCAUGUUUUUAAUAAGAAAAAAAAUAAUGACAUAAAUAGAACAUUUAUGUAACUUUUUUUUGCUUCAAUUCAAUGUACAUUAUGCUGCUCCUUGUGUGCACUUCGUCCACCUGGGCAUAGGAUAAUACAAACAUAGAGACAAAUGAAGUUUCACAACUGAGUAACAACUGAGUAAGCUGCAGUAAUAGUUGCCGUUUUAUCGCAACGGAUAAAGAAUGUGUACCUCGGCGUGUUGUUAUAUUGUCUGUCUCGGUGUUGCGCCACUGUUUGUUCAAAUAUCUGUUAAAGGGUUAUAACACCAUGACACUGAUGUUGUUCGUUAGCCCAUUUAUGGCGUUUUGUAUUAUUGUUAGCAUUAAGCUGAAAGGACUGUUGGAAGGCAAAACUAGUUUUUAAAGCAGAAUGUGUCAUUCUCUUUGUUUUAUGUUUAGUUUGACAGUAAACUUCUACUGGCAGUGGCAUUCAACAGUUUGAAGGUUGUUUUUUGAAGAAUUGUACACUUUCUGCCAAAGUGCUGCUUGUUGUUAAGUUAGUUGAGUUCGCCAUCACCAGAAUUGGCCGAAUGACUGCUUGUAUCUCAAAAAACGUAUAAGUCAGCUUACUCGUAUCCCAAGGCAGCACUGUUAUGUCUUUUGUAACGUCAGUCCUGGAGCUUUUCUGACACACCUCAUAUGUCAUGCUUUUUUUGGGUUUUUUUUUAAACAUUUUCUUUCGUAGUAGUGUAAUAUGGAGUCACAGAUUGUUUAACAGAUGUCACCAUUCUGCGUUUAAGCACAUAUUUUACACAAAUAAACAAGCAAACCUUUUAUGAAAAGUGUGUGCUGUCGCAAGGUGAUUCUGCUUGCAUGCUCUUUUUGCUUAUUUGUUUGAUUGUUUGUUUGUUUGUUUGUUUUGGUAUAAGCUGAAGGUACAUACCAGAGACUUCUGGUGCUCACCAAGACCAAUGUAUGAAGGAACAAAGUUAAUAAUAAUUUUUUUAUGAAAUAUAUUGUUUGCAAAAAAAUGUCAAAACAUGUAUCAACUGUCAUUUUUUAUUACUGUUCACCCAUGUUUUUUAUCCAUGUAUAUAACAUUUUUGCAUUAAAAACAUUUAAACAAC
Molecule: messenger RNA, 6940 nt
Organism: Phyllopteryx taeniolatus (common seadragon)
Lineage: Eukaryota; Metazoa; Chordata; Actinopteri; Syngnathiformes; Syngnathidae
Gene: pard3bb
Product: par-3 family cell polarity regulator beta b
Exons: 27
Coding region: 346-4011 (1221 amino acids)
Biological process (GO): establishment of centrosome localization; microtubule cytoskeleton organization; cell adhesion
Cellular component (GO): apical junction complex; adherens junction; cell cortex
Molecular function (GO): phosphatidylinositol binding; protein binding
Source: RefSeq, a predicted model, not a curated record